AUGGCUCAAGUACCCACCGACGUGCUUCUCCGGGCGUUGAGGGAGGAGGUGGCGGCGAUAGCGGCGCUGAAGCAGGCCAUUCGAGACAAGCUGCACGUGCUGCAGGUGGACGAGGCGAGCAUGAUGGAGAUCCUCGCGCAGGCGGACGCCCCACCCGCCGUCAGAGCAGCCGCUGCUGCUGCUGAAGCGCACAUGCACAAAAGCGCUGGGGGAAGUGGAGAUGGGGGAGGGGGCGCGGAUUGGGGCGGGGAAGAAAGGGAGGGGGCGGGGGAGGAGGAAGGGGAGGAGGAGAUGAGUCUGGACGAUAUGGUGGCUGGGCUGGCGGAGGAACUUGAGAGGGAGAUGGGGGGUGGCGGGGGGCAUGUGGGGGGACAUGUGGGCGGUGGGGGGCAAGUGGGCAGUGGGGGGCAGGGGGGGAAUGCAGGCAGGGGGGAAGGAGUGGGGGAAGGUGGGGGAGGAGGAGGAGGGGGAGGAGGGGGAGGAGGAGAUGAGGGCAUGGGGCCGGUGGGGGGCAUGUGGGGGGGCAUGAGGGGGGUGGUGGGGGCCACGCGGAUGCAGACAGUGGGGGAGGAGGAGGGGAUGAGUUUGGAUGAUCUGGUGGCAGGGUUGGCGGAGGAGCUUGAGAGAGAGUUGGGGGGCGGCGGGGGGCAUUUGGGGGGAAAUGUGGGCGGUGGGGGGCAUGUGGGGGAGCAUGAGGUUCAUGGUGGGGGGCACGUGGAUGCAGGCAGAGGGGGAGGAGGGGGAGCAGAGGGGGGAGGGGGAAGUGGGGGAGGUGGAUCGGCGGGUGAGAUGGAGAGAGGGGCGGGGGAUGGUGUGGCGGAUGCAAGAAGCUGA
Molecule: messenger RNA, 834 nt
Organism: Closterium sp. Naga37s-1
Lineage: Eukaryota; Viridiplantae; Streptophyta; Zygnematophyceae; Desmidiales; Closteriaceae
Source: the annotation of a GenBank genome assembly